AUGAGCAGCGCCUACAGCGCGGUCUGGGACACGCUGCCCCGCGCCUUUGUGGGCAUGCCCUGCCAGCUGCAGCCCGUCGUGCACGCGCUCUGCGAGGAGGUCGAGCUGUCCUUCCUGGAGGCCGGCCGCCCCUGCCCGCCCUGGCGCAGCUGGGCCGCCACGAUCAACCGCUGGAUGUCGGACCAAUUUGUCGACUACCCAGUUCCGGGGCCCGCCGCGUCCGAUGAGGAGGUGGCCACGUUUCUCGAGCGCUGCAGCGCGAGCGGCCCUGGCGGCGCCGCGUCGUCGGCGUCGUACGGUGUCGCGACGCCGCCGCGGUCGGCGCCGUGCGCAGGCGGCGCGGCGGCGGCGCGGCGCGGCGGCGUGGGCGGCCGGCUGGCAGGAGAGGCGGUCGGGUUUGAGGCGCCGGCGGAGCCCCUGUCUGCGGCCUUGUCCCAGGCGCAGCAGCAGCAGCAGCAGCAGCAGCAAGAGUCGUUGCCGCGCGCCGCGACGGCGUUUCAGCCCGUCCUCGCGCUCCCGCCGCAGCCGUUUGGCUCCGCUGCGGCCGCCCUCGCGCCGGGCUGCGCGGACCCUGGGCUGGACGCGGCGGACGACGACUUCUCCAUAGUCUACGCCGCCGGCUCGGCCGGCGACGAUGAUGGCGCCGGCGGCGCCCUCGCGUACGACGAGGUCGCCGACUGCCUCGGGUCGCCGCGUCAUGGCACGCCCUCUGAGGCUUCGACGUGUUUCGAUGAGGAUGAGGAGGAGGGGUUGCCCGCCUUUGGUGGCCGGGGCGCCGCGGCCUGCGCGGGCGCCCAGAGCGGAGGGUCAGAGGGCUGCGUGCGGGGCGGCCUGAUGUUCCGCGCGCCCGCCGCGGCGGCGCCAUCGGCGGCGCCGGCUGGCGCCGGCGCGGGGCGGCGGCGCAGCCUGCUGACCGCGGGGCUGCAGCAGCAGCGGCAGGCGCGGCCGUGGCUGCUGGGGCUGUCGGACGGGCUCGUGGGGCCGCAGCCGCGCCCCUACAAUGCGCCUCACCCGCAGCACGCGCUGCCGCUGUGGGCGCAGCAGCUCGCCGCCACAGCCGCGGCGCAGCAGCAUCAGCAGCACCCGCAGCAGCAAGCCCAGCUGACGGCGCACCCGCAGCUGUUUGCGGCCGCCGCGCCCGUGCAGCGCGCAUGGUGA
Messenger RNA from Monoraphidium neglectum, 1158 nucleotides. RefSeq lists its product as hypothetical. The transcript is spliced from 3 exons. The coding region runs from base 1 to 1158 and encodes 385 amino acids. The record is from RefSeq and is a predicted model, not a curated record. Lineage: Eukaryota; Viridiplantae; Chlorophyta; Chlorophyceae; Sphaeropleales; Selenastraceae.